AUUAUCAUCACAAGAAAACCCGCCAUUUUUACAAAUUUUUUUUAAAGACUGAUUAGCGUCGAGAAAGUUCAACUUAUCAGUUGUUCAUCACUUGCAUUAGUACUGUUAAAAACAAAAAAUUGAAAAUGGAAAGAAAUCUGUGUCGGUACUUUAACACAAAGAAUGGCUGCAGAAAUGGUGACAGCUGUCCUUACAUUCAUAGAAAGAGAAAAGUAGCAAAUGUAGCAAGAUGUAGAUACCACAGGGGACCUGGAACAUGUCGUUAUGGAGACAAGUGCUUUUUUCGUCAUGAUGAUACAGGACACAAAAAUUCAACACAUGUAACAAAGAAGCAGCAAACAGAUUUGUCUGGUCCAUUACCAGGCGAUGUUGAUGGGGGUGACAAGGACAAUAAGUCUGUUGUAUCUGGUCCAUUGGAUUCCUCUGAGGAAGAUAAAGAAAAUACAGCUACUGGCACUGUUAACAAGGGAGCAAGGUCAAAGAAAGGAAAGCAUCAUAGAAAAUCACCUAAAAGUAAAGAAAAAUAUCUAUCUGUUCAGAUAAAUAAUAAAGUUAAAGAUGAUAGUACUCCCAUAAAAUCAGCAAAACAGAAGGUUGAUAAAGUAACUGGAGAUAGUAAUAAUAGUGCAAUUACUGGCAGCAUUGACGAAGCUGAUCAGAGUACUGAAAAUAAGACACUUACCUGUGGAGAGUGUGGAAUUGUGUUGGAAGAUGUGCCACUUGAAGACCAUGAGCAACUAGAUGAACUUGAGAAACAUUAUAAAGAAAAAGUACUGAAAAUGGAGAAACACCACAUAAAGUUCCUAGACAAAGAUCAACGUUUCAAGUUUCCAACCUCUUGUGGUGUUUGUGCAAAGGACUUUUCUAGGUCUUAUGGAUUAUUGAAACACAUUACUGAUAAAGUAAAAUCGAAGAAAAAUGAUUGGAAACCACAUGAAGAAUUCUUAGAAUCAGUUUUAUCUGGAUUGUGGGAAAGAGACCUUGGUUUGACUGAUGAAAAAGAAUGUAUGGAUUGGUUACUGAUACAUUUAGUAGAAUCUUAUGAAGGAGAAGAUACAGACAGUGAUGUUAGUGAUGAGGAGGAUGGAAUGAAUGCUUUGUUUGGGUUGAUGGCUUUGAGUAAGCAUCUUCACGGGGGACCACAUUUCCUCCAUGAUGAUGAUGACUCCUUAGACUCAGACGAUGACUCUCCAUACACUGUUAAUUAUGGUAACCUAUGGGGUAUGAAUGACUAUGAUAUUAAUGAGCUGGCAUGCCAGGGAAUUAUGCCAUGGGAUCCAGAGGCUGGUGCUGCCCUUGCAGUUUUGAAUGGAGAAGAUAACUAUGAUUACUUUGGUUAAAAAGGAGAUAUUUUGUGUUCAGUGUUUAUUUAAAAUGAGGAUUAUUAUUAAUUAAUGGUGCUAUGAUGUCAAUUAAUGUAUAGAUUAACCAGGUUUGUUUUAAUAACAUACCUUACCUACCAAUAUUUUGGAGCUACAAAGUGGGAGAUCUCCCCCCCCCCCCCCCCCCCCCCCCCUUUACAGCUUCACUAAGGGGGCAAUGAUGCAUGAUGACCUUAUUUAUAAAGUAUAGUUAGAUAUAGUUUAACCUUUAUCCAUCAUUCUGUCAUUCAGCAACAAACAGUUAUACAGUCUUUUUUUUCUAAAAGCCUUCACAUAUUGAGCUGAUUUUUAGUAUGUGAGUAAAAAUGGCUUAAAGCAUUUUUUGCAGAGCAGGGCCGUUCGUGUCAUUCUGACACAUCUAGUUUCAUUCAAAAUUUUGUAUUAAGAUGCAAAGUAUUUUAACAUUUAAGAUCAUUUUAAGGAAAACAUUUAAAUAUCUAUGCAUGGAUUUAAAUACCGGUAGCUAUAUAGUUAUUUAUUAAAACAACAUUUUUGAUGAGCUCGGAUGUCUUUUUACUAUGAAAAGUAGAAUUAUUUUUGCAAUACAGUGAAAAUGAACAAUAGAAAAUACUAUCAAAACAACUCAAUGAUGAAAGGGGGUAUUAACAGAGUGAUUUUUUUUUUUCAAAGAUAGAUUUUGACCACCCUCAGGUGACAGGUCCAAAAGGGAAGGUUUCAAUUUUUUAAAGGAAAAAGAGGGAAUUUCCCUUGUAGAACUGUUGUAUUGGCAAUUAUGACAUUCAGCAAUGAGUCUAUUCCACUUUUUAGCAGCUUUCUUUUAUUGUCAGUUGGAUUUUUCUAUUAUGAUAAGUCAAUGUGAGUUUUUGGCAUCUCACGGUAUAAUCUAUUUUCAGAUCUGAUGGGCAGUCAUGAUCACUCCACAUAUAUUUGACAAUACAUUGUACUUUAAAUUCUAUUAUUAUGCAUGUUAUACCAACUAUUAUAAAUUACAGAAUUUUUUGUAACAUUUUACUUAGCUUCUUUAUUCAGGAUCGAUUUGAUUUAGUUGUGAACUACUGAGCAUGGAAAUUUUGUCAAUGUCAAAUAAACAUGUGGUAUAAUUUGCUGGACAAAAUAAUUUUUAAUGUGAAGUUUAUAAAUAGACCAAUAUUUUGAAGGUUGUCUUAUGAAAGUAUUGAUUUAUGUUAUUUUGAUGGAUAGAACAUGUUCACUGCAGCUGAGGUGAAUUUUGUCAUUUCCAGUCAACAUGAUGGGGUUAAGGCACAGGGAAGGUAAAAUUUCUUGAUUGUUCCCUGUGUUCUCUGUAUGGAGUGGAUACCCCAUUUUUUUCAAUCAUUAGAAUUGAGAUGUACACUACCUUGGAAAAUGAGAAAUUCUUUUUAUAUACAAUAUUUUUAUGAAAUCUAAUGUUAGAUUUGAGUAAACAAGAGUGAUAAAUACCUCUCAAAUUCUAGUGUUAAAUUUGAUUUGGCAAGAGUGGGCUGUCCCACAGUAAUGACAAACCAACUGAACUGUUGUGUUCAUGAUGCAUGUUUCAUUCUCACUCAGGGCAAGAUGAUUAUUUAAAAUUUGAGUUGAUUGACAUCUUAUUGUAUAUAUAGUUAUGAAAUAUUGUAUAAAAUUACAAAUAAACUAUUCUGUGGUUAA
Molecule: messenger RNA, 2990 nt
Organism: Mytilus californianus (California mussel)
Lineage: Eukaryota; Metazoa; Mollusca; Bivalvia; Mytilida; Mytilidae
Exons: 7
Coding region: 126-1340 (404 amino acids)
Biological process (GO): protein polyubiquitination
Molecular function (GO): ubiquitin protein ligase activity; metal ion binding
Source: RefSeq, a predicted model, not a curated record